Molecule: messenger RNA, 1862 nt
Organism: Purpureocillium takamizusanense
Lineage: Eukaryota; Fungi; Ascomycota; Sordariomycetes; Hypocreales; Ophiocordycipitaceae
Exons: 1
Coding region: 60-1217 (385 amino acids)
Biological process (GO): regulation of cell cycle
Cellular component (GO): nucleus
Source: RefSeq, a predicted model, not a curated record
GGGAAAAAAAGUUCAACUCAUCGCCUCCACCACGCUCCAGCUUCGGGACGUCAAGCAACAUGGCGACGAGAUCGCUGGCAGAUGAGGUCGCCAGCCUCAACGCCAUCGUCACCUCGGCUCUGUCGCUCUUCAGCAAUCUCCAGGACGUCCUGGAACAAAUCAACCCUCCCCCAUCCUCCCGUCCCCCGACCUCGUCCACCUCGGCGCCCCGCGUCUCACGACAAACGUCCCCGCCAGCCGUCGACGCCGUCCCUCUCGCUAAAGACUGUGCAGAGUUGAUCAAGGCGCACAGCGCAAAGAUCGUGCUGCUCCUGACCCACGAGCCCUACAGUCCGAAGGCGGCGGUUUCUGUCAUCACCCAAUUGAUGCAAUCCCCGGUGGCGGUGCUGGUGACGGCUGCACAAGGUUGCGUCGCCGAAGACUACACGCUUCAUUUUCGAACAGACUUCGUGGUCUACUGCCGAUUAGUCUUGACGCGACUGAUUGAGCUCUUCAGCUGGAUCCCACUCGAUGGCUGUCUCGCGCCUGCCAGCAACAGCCCGAACUUGAUCGUGGGCAAGCUUUGGAGCGCCUGCGACAACAUCAUCGAUAUGGCCAAAGUAGGCGUCAAGGGCUACAUUGCUGCAAAGAUUGACAAUUGGAGAGAUACGCUCAAAGAUAUCCGCGUUGAGCUGAAGGGGUGGAGUAUGGAGGAGCCCGACGGGGCCCAAGACAACGAAGAGGACAAGGACGAAGAGGACGACGACGGUGUUAACUCCUCCGACGAAGCCCAGGACCUCGUCGACCAGCUCAUGGGCGGGCCCGAUCCCAUCCCUGCUGACGAUCCGCACGAGAUCCGCCCCCGACUGAACGUUGCCAUCAAGCGGCUUGGCCUCAUAUAUCUGUUUUACCAAGCCGUGGUGAAGCGACGCAUCAAGACGGCCCCCACGCUGCCUCCCCCCUCCCGCGGCGCUGCCAUCGACGUUUGCAAGCGUCUCGAGGACGCUCUCGUCGUCCUGGAGAAGCUGCCGGAUCAUUUUGAAGCCAUCGCUCAUGCCUUGUACGAUCAAGACACGGAACUUGCCGACACGACCAUGGACAUUUGCAUGACCGAGACGUCCAUCGCGGUCCAGUUGCUUAAGAGCGACUGGCAAGGCGACAGAGACGACGAAUUCUCCAAGUGGCUGCACAAGUUCCAAACGCAAUUUCAAGAGUGCGGGCUAAGUGACGGGUCAUAGGACGACUCAGAACCGUAGCUCACGUUCAAUAAGAGGAGCUAAACCCCGACUUGAUACCCCCCUUCGCUCCCUCCCACUGCCAAAGUCAGGUCGCCCAAACUUGACCUGGCAUCGACGCCGUUUCUCUUUAUCUCUUGUCGUCCCUGGCGCCCUGUCUGCUCCCUUCGCCGCAUCCGUCACUCGCAUUCGACCUUGCAGCCCGAUCCUGCAACUGGAGGAGCUUGAUCCAUACCUUGUCACGUCUUCUUCCCAUCCUGGGCGCCGUUCGCCGUUUUGUGUGUUCGAUCACUGGCUGUCCGACGUGGCUCGAGCCUUGAACCGAGUGCUCUCUGUCGAUGUCGUCCCGAUGCCUCGUUAUCCCGUAUUCUUCUAGUACGGCAGAAUCGGCGCUGGUACCGGCGUUCAUGGUGCGAAAUGUGGCCCUGGAUGAGGCUCUGAUACCCCACCCUUUAUUUAGAGUGUAAUAAGUGGUCGGCGGAAAGGUCGUGGCUUUUCUUUCGGCUGGCGCCACGACUACGAAGAGGGUCGUGGGGAUAGAGUAAAUAGACGAGGAAACAGAAUACCUGAGUAACAGAGCAGAAAUGGUCAAAACUCCCAUAAAUGACCCGGGGCGCUUUGUCUGGUCUUUAUAUUCGUGAACCCGAC